Rubroshorea leprosula is the source of this 1107-nucleotide messenger RNA. The record is from the annotation of a GenBank genome assembly. NCBI's taxonomy places the organism in Eukaryota, Viridiplantae, Streptophyta, Magnoliopsida, Malvales, Dipterocarpaceae.
GUUUAUGCAAAAGAAAGUGAUGUCAAGGCUGCGUUCUUUGCAAACCAGCCUAUGUUUGUGCUUCUGUAUAAAAAUGCUUAUUUCAACGCUAACGAACUUAAUGAUUCUUUGCCUAGUGUUGUUAAAUCUCUUUUGCAAGACUUCAAGGAUGUGUUUCCAAAUGAUGUUCCUAAUGGUUUACCACUAAUAAGAGGAAUCGAGCAUCAAAUUGACUUCAUUUCUGGUGCAACAAUUCCAAACCGACCAGCAUAUCGAAGCAAUCCCAAUGAGACGAAAGAACUUCAAAGGCAGGUUGAAGACCUCAUGAAAAAGGGACAUGUGAGAGAAAGCAUGAGUCCAUGUGCAGUUCCAGUGCUACUUGUGCCUAAGAAGGAUGAGACUUGGCGUAUGUGCGUUGAUUGUCGUGCGGUCAACAAAAUCACUGUAAAGUAUUGUCACCCUAUUCCUAGAUUAGAUGACAUGUUAGAUGAGUUGCAUGGUUCUUGCAUAUUCUCUAAAAUUGAUUUAAAGAGUGGAUAUCAUCAGAUUAGGAUGAAGGAAGUAGACGAAGAAAAGAUUAAGGCUAAAGAAUGGCCAACACCUAAGAAUAUUUCUGAGGCCAACAAAGGGUGCAAGAAAGUUGUGUUUGAACCUAGAGAUUGGGUUUGGGUGUAUAUGCGAAAGGAACGAUUCCCUGCACAAAGGCAUUCUAACUUGCAACUAAGAGGCGAUGGACCAUUUCAAGUGAUUGCAAGGAUAAAUGACAAUGCAUACAAGUUGGAGCUUCCUGGUGACGAUUUGAGGACAUAUCCUUUUGAGGACAGAGGGAAUGAUGGGAAUCAAGAUGACUCCACAUGUACCAAGUCAAGAGAUCCAUUACAUAUUCCAGGAGGUCUAGUCACGCGAGCUAGAGCUAAGAAUAUGCGUGAAGCUUUAAAUGGCCUUAUUGAGCAGAUUUGGGUUGAAAACAACAUACAACAAGCAAAUCGAAGCUUGGAUGAUUAUCAAGGCAUGAUAAAUAUCAUUUAGGUUCAAGAGAAGCUUAAUUGAAGUCAUUUAUGGUAAAUUACCCAGUUUGCGUCAAUCUCGCAAUUCUGUUGCAAUUUGUAACAAACUGAUAUUUCAUGC